AUGGCUUCUGACGCAGAAUCACCACCACCCACACCUCCGAGACAGAAGAAAAACAACAACCAUCGUUGCUCCUAUAACAACUACCAAACGGACAUGGUGUAUCCGUACUUCAUGCACCCCAGUGAUAAUCCGGGAAUUUCCAUUGUUUCUCCUCCUCUAAACAACCUCAACUACCAUUCUUGGGGCAGAUCCAUCGUCGUCGAUCUUCGUUCCAAGAACAAACUGGGAUUUCUUGAUGGAACUCUUCCUCGUCCUGUUGAUUCUGAUCCUCUCACCCUCGCCUGGGAUCGCUGCAACACCGUGGUUAUGGCAUGGGUCACGAAUUCCGUCGAACCUGACAUUGCACAAAGCAUUCUUUGGAUGGACACAACAUCAGAGAUAUGGACUGAACUUCGUGAUAGAUACCAUCAAGGUGACAUAUUCUGCAUAGGAGAUAUUCAAGAGGAGUUCUUCAAUAUAAAACAAGGAGACCUUACCAUCACACAGUUCUUCACCAACCUGAAAAAGCUUUGGCAAGAACUGGACAAUUUUCGCCCAAUCCCUACGUGUUCUUGCGCUACCAAAUGCUCAUUCACUCUUCUUCCCACAAUCAAGUCCUAUCGUGAAACUAAUUGUGUUAUACGUUUCUUGAAAGGAUUAAAUGAGCAAUAUGCUCCCGUUAGAUCCCAAAUAAUGCUCAUCAAUCCCCUUCCUCCCAUUAACAAAGUUUUUUCCAUGUUGAUUCAACAGAAAAGACAACUGCUUAUUCCUCUAGAUGAUGAUAAAAUUGUGGCUAACUUUUAUAAACCACAACGUCACUCCAAUAGAACAGACUCUGCUCCCAAAAACUUUGCAUAUGGGCGCGGCAAAAACCUGAAGAUGUGCACUUAUUGCAACAAAUCUGGGCAUACAGUUGAGGUUUGCUUCAAGAAACACGGUCUUCCACCCUAUCUAAAGAAGCCCCAAAUCAACAAUGCCUCUUCUUCUUAA
This is a messenger RNA of Vicia villosa (hairy vetch), 969 nucleotides long. RefSeq lists its product as uncharacterized. Bases 1 to 969 code for a protein of 322 amino acids. The record is from RefSeq and is a predicted model, not a curated record. Lineage: Eukaryota; Viridiplantae; Streptophyta; Magnoliopsida; Fabales; Fabaceae. The transcript has a single exon.